UCUGGAGAAGUUAAUUUCCCUCAGCAAGUGGAGGACAGCGGAGAAAAAUGAAGCCGAGUCCGCAGUUUUUCUUUGCUGCUUUUCUCUCUCUGAUUCUGCAGACGGGGCUUUGCUCUGGGAUAAAAUGGAUAGCUCUGUCCAAGACACCUUCAGCUUUGGCCCUGAAUCAAACCCAGCACUGCAAGCAGCUCGAGGGGUUGGUGGUGUCCCAGGUGCAGCUGUGCCGCAGCAACCUGGAGCUGAUGCAGACCAUCAUCCAGGCAGCACGGGAGGUGAUCAAGACCUGCCGUAAAACCUUCUCAGACAUGAGGUGGAACUGCUCCUCCAUUGAGCUGGCUCCUAACUACCUGCUGGACUUAGAGAGAGGCACAAGAGAGUCAGCAUUUGUGUAUGCCCUUUCUGCUGCUGCCAUCAGCCACACCAUUGCCAGAGCCUGCACCACCGGGGACCUCCCUGGCUGUUCCUGUGGUCCCAUCCCAGGUGAGACACCUGGACCUGGGUAUCGAUGGGGAGGAUGUGCAGACAACCUCAACUAUGGUCUUAUCAUGGGGUCCAAAUUUUCAGAUGCUCCCAUGAAGAUGAAAAAAUCAGGAUCACAAGCCAAUAAACUGAUGCAUCUGCACAACAGUGAAGUAGGGAGACAGGUCUUGAAAGCCUCUCUUGAAAUGAAAUGUAAGUGCCAUGGAGUUUCUGGUUCAUGCUCUAUCAAGACCUGUUGGAAAGGCCUUCAAGAGCUAAGAGACAUUGCACUGGACCUCAAAAACAAGUAUCUGUCAGCCACCAAGGUGGUUCAUCGGCCCAUGGGCACACGGAAAUACCUGGUGCCAAAGGAUAUUGAUAUCAGGCCAGUUAAGGAGACAGAGCUGAUUUACCUGCAGAGCUCACCUGAUUUCUGCAUGAAGAACGAAAAAGUGGGGUCACACGGCACCCAGGACAGGCAAUGCAACAAGACCUCCAAUGGGAGCGACAGCUGUGACUUGAUGUGCUGCGGCAGAGGCUACAACCCCUACAUGGACAAAGUGGUGGAGAGAUGCCACUGCAAGUACCAUUGGUGCUGCUAUGUGACCUGCAAAAAGUGUGAGAGGACUGUCGAGAGAUAUGUGUGCAAAUGAGAACCUUCCUCUCUCUCCACCCGGGAGCUGAGACACCAGCAGCACCCCAGCACUAUUCAGAGAAGAGAAAACAUUGCCCUGACCAGAUGUUGUUUCUCACGUAGAGACAUGGACUUCAAGAAAGGUGGUAGGAGGGAAGAGAGACUAAUCACACCAGUAAAAACAUAAGACACUUAAAAAAACCCCAAAACAACAACCACCAAAACCACAAAUUGUUUCCCACCACCACCAAUAAAA
Molecule: messenger RNA, 1349 nt
Organism: Dryobates pubescens (Downy woodpecker)
Lineage: Eukaryota; Metazoa; Chordata; Aves; Piciformes; Picidae
Gene: WNT11
Product: Wnt family member 11
Exons: 5
Coding region: 48-1112 (354 amino acids)
Biological process (GO): cell fate commitment; multicellular organism development; neuron differentiation
Cellular component (GO): extracellular region
Molecular function (GO): frizzled binding; cytokine activity
Source: RefSeq, a predicted model, not a curated record